CCCCUCCUCGCAUAUGGAUUUCUGGCUUCUGUCGCUGCAACAUCCCUAGUCCAGUCUCCUGCAAAACGACACUGCCCUUCGGCCCACAGCAAUGUCUUAUUCGAACGGCGGAUACAGAGGAGGAGGCCACCCAAGGAGGUCGAGGUAUGAGGAUCAGGAACCUCAACAGAGCCCGGAGGAAAGGAAACAGCAGGAAAUCUCCUCGUAUUUGUUUCGUCUGGGCGAUGCGGGAAGCGAAGGACACGACCAAACGGUUGCAGUGAAUGCCAUCGCUACUCGAUUGGAUAAGGAUCAUGGGGCAUACCCAGAUCUGGUUAAGAGCGCCAUCAAUGCCUGCAUAACGCAGGUCCCACAAAAAACCUGCAUAUACGGCGCUCUGGUCCGUGUGAUCGAAUCGAAUGGAUCCCCUGUUGCGCAAACGUUUGUAGAUGUCGCCGGAGACGCGCUGCAAACGGCGCUGAACGCAAACGACUUCCGGACGGUGAAAAUCGUCCUACGGUUCCUUGCCGAGCUUAUGAGCAGGGCGAUUAUUUCUCCUGCACAGUUGAUUACAGUAUACGACCUGUUUCUGAAUGUGACGAAUGAGCCAGGGGUGCAGGUCGAAAGGGCAGAUGCGUUCGUUUUUUCGAUCCUAGCGAGCAUUCCCUGGGGAGCUGAGCAGCUCAACGCGCGCGCCCCUGAAGAGCUGUCGCGGAUCAUGGGAACGGUGGAGAGCUACAUCAAUGCGCGAAGGGAGACGUUCUCUAGCACAGACAUUCCGUACGCUUUGGAAGCGCUCAGCGAAUACCGUGACGUUCCGGCGGACUGGCCUUAUGCGCCGCGGGAUCGACUGGAAACGCUGUGGAAUCAAAUUGUCGACCUAAAGACUGCAGAUCUGUGGGCGUCCAGGAUACUCUACCGCCUUGAUCUUGGGCCGGCCCCUGCGAUUGGGCAGGCAGCACACGCAUUACAGGAGUUCAGUGUCACCCCGUCCCUCGUGGAGGUGAAAUUCUCGUAUCAACCGGUGCUUAGAAUCUUCGACGAUUCUCUGAUGACGCCCGAGAACGCAAUCAUCAAACUCCCCUCGACGAACAGUAUUUCUCGAUACAUUCUGGAAGACAUGAUAUACGACAUCGUCCGCAUUUUCUCACACAACCACAAAGAGGCGUCCAGGCUGUUAUGGCAACUGGAAAGCUUCUUGGACGGAUUCUUCCUCGAAGACGGCAAGAUCUCGUAUUUGGCGAGCGUUGUGGAAACCCUCUUUGCGGAGAUGCUUCGUCUGCCCCGCAGCGGCGAACGAGGGAUGUACUACACCACACUCCUCAUGGAUCUGAUCAAAGAAGAUAUCCAAACGGUCCCGAAGAUGAUCGGACGGGCAGUGAGGACGCUGUAUUCACGGCUUGACGGACCUGAGCAUCUUGGCGGUGGAAUGGACGUGGAAGGCAUAAGGAGACUAUCCGAGUGGUUUGCGGUCCACCUCUCGAACUUCGGUCAUGUGUGGCCAUGGCAGAGUUGGGAAGCGGUGUUGAAUGUCGAGCAGACGUCAGCUUCGUUCGUCUUCGUCCGUGAGACACUGGAGCGAUCUACACGACUAGCUUACUGGGAGCGUGUGCAAGGGAGCAUCCCGGAAUCUUUCGCUCAGAAUGCGGCAAUAUUCCCUCCUCACGCCCCGACAACGAAUUUCAAGUUCCAAGAUCUGGAAGACUCGCCAAAGGCCGAGCUGAUCGCGACAUUCAGGAAAUCCAUGGCGGCGAGAACACCAGCACCAGAGUUGACCACUAUUCUCCAACAAAUCGCUCAACAACCUACAACGGAUGGCAUGAGCACCUCGGGUGAAGAGGACGCUCGGGAAGUUCUUGUUCAAUGUGUGAUGUUGCAAGGGAGCAAGAGUUUCAGUCACUUGCUGAAUAUUGUGGAGAGAUACGUUGGGUUGCUACGGGAUUACAAUACCACUGAAGAGGCGCGAGAGCACACAGUCCGCAUCAUCGCCGACUUCUGGAAACACAACACGCAGUUUUUGGAGAUUGUGCUGGAUAAAUUCAUGAACUACCGGGUUCUGGACCCCAAGAGUAUCUACUCGUGGGUACUCAGCCCGGAUGUGCUCGAUUCCAACUACACUCGAUUCUACUUCUGGUCCAUCCUACGGUCGACAUUAGCAAAAGUGAACCUAAAAGUGGAGCAGCUAACGCUGAAAGUGCAAGCAGCGAAGAAAGAACAGGACAGUUCCGACAUGGACGUGGAUGGGGAUGCUACUGCCGCGCUUGAUAAGAACAGAAGCGACGCGUUGCGCGAGCAGAAGGAGGUGUUUGUGCAGCUCUUCCAGAAGUUCGUGGACGUGAUACGUGAGCAGUAUGCCGUGUUUGAGUCGCAAGGAGUGGAUCCCACCACGACGGCUUGGAAUCGAUGGGUGCUGGGCAAUAUGCGGGAGGUUGCUAGAGGGUUCCCCAACGAAGUAAAAUCAUACAAAGUCACACUCGACAUGCUCGUCUUCCGCGAAGACAUCGACGCCCGGAUCCUGAAGGUCUGGCGCGAGAUCAAGGGGAUGUACGCCAUUCACACUGACACACUGGUGUAAAGAUUGCCACAUAGCGAAGAUUGGGUGUACAAUGUUUCUGAAUCGAUGCGCCAACGUAUAUAUAUAUAAUCUCCAAUCUCGAAUCGAUCAGUUUAGCGGUAGUGGUAUGUAGCUGUGCGAUGGGGACAGCACAGGAGGUGCUCUGAGCUUCUUAUAUUUGGUUUGCUGUGAUAAAUAAAGGCAGCGAAUACCGGUUCCCUCUAUGCUGAAACCACUUCAUGCUACUUUCGAUCUAGUGCCGGGCCGUUGCACUACCUU
Molecule: messenger RNA, 2812 nt
Organism: Fimicolochytrium jonesii
Lineage: Eukaryota; Fungi; Chytridiomycota; Chytridiomycetes; Spizellomycetales; Powellomycetaceae
Product: armadillo-type protein
Exons: 9
Coding region: 92-2554 (820 amino acids)
Biological process (GO): mRNA export from nucleus; nuclear-transcribed mRNA catabolic process, nonsense-mediated decay
Cellular component (GO): nucleus; nuclear cap binding complex
Molecular function (GO): mRNA binding; RNA cap binding
Source: RefSeq, a predicted model, not a curated record